This is a messenger RNA of Pleuronectes platessa (European plaice), 4003 nucleotides long. It is a transcript of the gene il12rb2l, whose product is annotated as interleukin 12 receptor, beta 2a, like. Gene Ontology annotation, molecular function: cytokine binding; cytokine receptor activity. The transcript is spliced from 15 exons. Lineage: Eukaryota; Metazoa; Chordata; Actinopteri; Pleuronectiformes; Pleuronectidae. Gene Ontology annotation, biological process: cytokine-mediated signaling pathway. Bases 638 to 2608 code for a protein of 656 amino acids. The record is from RefSeq and is a predicted model, not a curated record. Gene Ontology annotation, cellular component: signaling receptor complex; external side of plasma membrane.
CGUGUGUUUGUGUGUGUGUGUGUGUGUGUGUGUGUGUGUGUGCGCGUGUGCCGAGAGAAAUAUUGCCAUUUAUACUGUAUUUCCUCUCAAAUGUAUCAUACUUCUUACUUUUGUUUAUCUUCAGUUUGUCUUUCUUUUAAAGUCUAUUUAAAGCAGAUAUACGAGUUAUGAGAAAAGUCCAUUAUAUAUAAUAUAAUGCUUAUGCAUAGUGUAAACAUCUUGAGGAGGUAUGACCCUCAGAUCGUUGAUCUACCUCAGAUGUGUCACAUGUUUUGCUCUUCAACAAGUGGUUGUUAUUCUCUGCCUUCAAAGUAGAGUUUCAAACUGCAGCCUUAACUUAAAAGCGACAACAUACUUAUACAACCUAAAGGAGAACGAAAACGACAUCCAUAAGAUAUAUAGAAAAGAUCAAAUCUAUGGUAUACAUGCACUUCCAAAUGACUUCCCAGUAAAAUAUACUGUAGAUGCUCUAUGCCGUUCUAUGUUUACAUGAUGGUUGUGUUUCAAAGCAUUGUGGUGAGUGUUUAAUGCGCAGGACGUGUGCUGCCUACGCUGAGGCCAUUACACCAAGACACUGAAGAGGAAGUGGUGACAAAAAAGGGGCCCUCCUGCUCCUCCCUCUGAUCCUGUUUGCUAUAUGCCAUGUGAUGAGAAAGGCUGCAGUUCAAAUAUCCACUGUACUUGUGAUCCAGGACCGGACCCUCAGAUAACCACCAACUACAGCCUGCACUGGGGCACAACAAACAGCGAACAGGGGCAUGUGACCUGUCCGACCAGCUCAAUAAGCGUUAUCCAUCGUCAACACUUCAGCCGUGGAGAACUUCAUGUAUGGCUGGAGGCUAAGAACAAGCAUGGUUCUGCCAAAUCUAGGGAGAAUGUCUUCAACACAAGAGAUAUCAUCAAGCCACCCUCUCCUAAUAUCACCCUGGGACAUCAGGAGCCAUUAGAGAUUAAGUGGCGCUCCUACUGUGGUGAGCUGCUUCUCUCCAUGGGAUCCUGUGAAAUCCGAAAUCGGGCUUUGGGAAACCUAGUUUGGCCUGAGCAUGAGACUGGAUACCAUGACUCCUAUACACUUGAAAGCCCCCUGCCUGACACACUCUAUGAAUUUCAAGUUCGUUGUGACUGUAGCGAAGGGUUAAUGAGUGACUGGAGUACAAGCCACAGGAUAAGGAGUGCGGAGAAAGCCCCUGUUGGCAAGCUUGAUAUAUGGAUGGACUGUGGGCUGUUGCCUGCAAGCAAAGACUGUUCUCUAACCUGGAAGACGCUUCCUUUAUCUCAGGCAUGCGGUGCUAUUGUGGGAUAUGAAGUUAAAUUGCUUUACAAUAAUUCCACAUGGAAACUGCUGAAUUUGUCCCCAGCUGAGACAAGAGGCCCGCUGUUGUGCAAUGAGACGCAGUGCCGCCUUACCUCCUCUCUAAAGGACGUAUCAUCAGUCAGUGCAUCAGCCCUCAACUCUCGUGGUGCUACUGCUCCCUCUCAUCUAGCUAUGCCAAAUCCAGGUAAAGAUGGAGAUGUAAGAACUAUAAACCUCAAGAUGAAUGAAGAGAACCUCACUGUGGCCUGGGAUCUGCCCUCGAAGCCCCUCUCCAAACUGAAGGAAUAUGUAGUGCAAUGCAAACAAGUGGAGUCACGUCUAGGCCAAGGAUUUGAUUGGGUCAAAGUGACCAAUAACCAGACAACAGUGUUUUUUAAAGGUCACUUUAUAAAGCACACUCCCUUCCAGGUGUCACUGUUCAAAAUAUCCCACAACAUGACAGUCCGCUACCUUUCAUCAGUCAUCGGAUAUUCUCUUGAAGGAAUUCCCUCCAGCGUGCCCUCGUUUCAAGCAUUUUCUAUUGGUUCCACUUGGGUGACCCUGUUUUGGACGGCUGUUCCCUUAUCCAAGCAGAAUGGGGUGAUCCAAUACUACCUAAUAGGAUUAGGUCAAGAAAACGUGUCCAAUGUGACUGCACACCCACAGAGUCCAGAUGGGACUUAUACGCUGAACCUUCUGAAUCCAGGUCAGGAGUAUGAGGUGUGGAUAAGAGCUGUGACUAAGGCCGGGCCUGGAGCAAAAGCCACCACAACGUUCAAAACUAAACAGAGUGAAAAUCAUGAUCUUUUAAAACUAGUCCUGCUUCCACUAUUGUUUAUCAGUUUAAUAUGUGCUGCGUUUGUCUGCUUUUGCUUGGUAGCAGAAAACAAAAUGUGUCCCCAGGUGAAUUUAUUGUUCAAUGGGAAAGUGCCAGAUCCCCGCAACAGCAACAUCUUCAGAGGGAUGAAGCACCAGAUGAUUGACCCAUUUAGCUCGAUCUGCAUACCCAUCCCCGAGCCGCAUCCAGAUAUCUCUGUUUUGGAGGUUGUUAAAAUCCAGCCUGAUGCUUUCACGUCCAAGCCGAAGGAAACCUCAGACCAAGAAGAGCCGAGGGAGAAUGCUGUCACAGAGGAGUGUGGCAGGAUGGACGGCAGUCAUGGACGAGAGGAGUACAGCAAGAUGGUUGACUCUGAUGAGGAGAGGGACAGAGAGGAGGACAAGGAGGAUUGUUGGAGCUCAUCAGAGGAAGACCAGUUUACAACAGGUUAUGAAAAGCACUUCAUGCCCACUGCCUUGGAAAUACUGGACGUUUGAAGAUGCCUCCAUAUUGCUCAGUGGACAUUUACCUCAGAUGUGUGUUCAAUGUUUUUUUAUAAUGUGCAAAAUGUAGAUUUUUAGAUGAUGACCUCUGUGCAGGUUUCUGUAGCCUUCCUCUGCAGGACCCUGGAGGCUGGACUCUUUUAUAUGUUUAUUGUUUUAUAUUUUUGUUUCGCCAUUUGGUCAUCAUGUUGGUUUUUCCUAUUUCAGUUACAACUUUUGUCGUUCCCCAUUUUGUCUUUGUAUUGAGCCUGACUGUGAGAAUACAAAGCCAUUGUGUUUUUUAAGAGACAGAAAUAUGACACAUUUUUCUAUAAACUGACAAUGAAAUCUAGGUAUUAAUUCUGGCUGGAACCCUAAUAUACUUGACAUCAAGAUCACCCACCCGCCAACCUGAAGUGGCCUCAUAGAGGCACACUGACUGAAGAUCCUGCCCAGUAUUAAAUGAUCAUCUGAACAUCUCAUCUCUGCAGAUUCAUCUAUAAAAUGUUAAAAUAAAAUUCCUGGAAUGGCGCUCAGUCGAUCGCAUUGCACUGCCAAGGCCCAAACAAGCCUCUGUCUGUUCAGGAAAAACUAAGUGGGGUGAUCAUGUGUAUCGAUAUGUACAAACGCACAGACCUCAAAACCAAUUGAACGAUCCAUCAGGAGGAUUGUCUUAUUUUAUUUUAUCUUUUAAGUUAGUUACUGAUCAAUUUCAUGGAUAUUUCUUUGGCCCAUUCAACAUCAUAAAGAAAAAAAAAACACUUAAACUCCUCAUUCGAGGUCACAACAUGUUUAAAAAAAAAACAUUUAAGUUUUAUUUUUAAUCUUGCGAAAUUAUCAUAAAACUUCCAGAUUAUAAUAUAAAAUAAAUAAUGACUGAGGAAAUAUAUAUAUAUACAACUGUAACUUAGCGUAGUUGAUCGUUUACGGCUCAGCAUCAAAGGAUUCAUGGUCCAUGUAUGUCCAAGAUAGAGAACACCGUUUUCUAAUGGCGAGUGAUCAAACUUUGACGCCACCAUUGAGCCAUUUUGCGACGCCCAUUGAAAAUUCCUCCAAAAUACAUACAUUUUCACCACUUUCUAACUAUCUGCAAAUUUUUGUUAAGGAUUUGAGCAUGUUAACGCAAAUUCAUUUGCCUGAAUAACAGGGGCGUCGUUAGGCCUGUUUUAGGGGGGCUGAAGCCCCCCUAAAAUGUGCUUCAGCCCCUCAAAAAUAAUUAUUGAUAUUUUUUUUUUUUUUUUAAUUAAACUAUUGUUUUACACAUGGACAAGUUAUUGAUAACUCUAACAUGCUACAUGUCAUUUUAAAUUGACUUCAGUGCCAUGAACAUGUUUUCUGAUCUGAUAUUGACCUCAACCAUGAAUAAAUUGAAAUAAAUGUGUAUAUAUACAGUAAAUAUAUAAAUGAUAA